UUUGAGUAGCUUUGAGGACGUUUGUUUGUAUUGGGAAGUUCAGAGCUUUUCCUGUUUGUCAUUUAAAUAAUAAAGUAAAAGUCGACUCGUAUAUUAAACGUAUUGGACUGCGCAUCAGCAUACAAGAGAUGGGGGGCUACGGAGUAAUGGCUGAAGAGGGAACCAUCGAUUACUCAGUUCAUGAAGCUUGGAACGAAGCCACUAACGUUUACCUGCUGGUCAUCUUAGUCAGCUUCGGACUGCUCAUGUACGCCAGAAAAAACAAAAGGAAGAUAAUGAGAAUUUUUUCAGUGCCUCCUACUGUUGAACCAACACCUGAACCUAACUUUUAUGACAACAUGCAAAAAGUUCGGUUACGGCAGCAGCUAGAAAUGUACUAUAUUGCUCGAAAAUAUGACAGUCAACAGCAGCAGCAGCAGCAGCAGCAGCAAUGCCAGUCAGAGUGUGUGCAGCUCUUGGUGGAAUAAAAGAGUAAACUUAAACUUCCUACUAAUGAAUUAUUAUAAGGGACAUUAGAUAUUGUUAUGGUGACAGAGUUAAUGUAUUAAUCCAAUUGAUUCUUUAUGAAUUAAGUGAAGGACAUUUUGCUCAGUGGUUGAGUUUCUAUAACGUAUUACACACAGUACUAUGUUGUUAGCGUAUGUUUCAAGGUAUGCUUACAGUAUAAAUUUUAUUUGGUUUAUGGAUCUGCUGCAUUGUUUUCUUUGCCGGCUGUAUAUGAUUUGUGUUCACUGAUUUUUAAACAUGAGUUUGCAGUCUAGUUUUUAUACUUUCA
Molecule: messenger RNA, 775 nt
Organism: Erpetoichthys calabaricus (reedfish)
Lineage: Eukaryota; Metazoa; Chordata; Cladistia; Polypteriformes; Polypteridae
Gene: smim19
Product: small integral membrane protein 19
Exons: 3
Coding region: 129-467 (112 amino acids)
Source: RefSeq, a predicted model, not a curated record